This is a messenger RNA of Mastomys coucha (southern multimammate mouse), 2833 nucleotides long. It is a transcript of the gene Gcm2, whose product is annotated as glial cells missing transcription factor 2. Gene Ontology annotation, cellular component: nucleus. The transcript has 6 exons. NCBI's taxonomy places the organism in Eukaryota, Metazoa, Chordata, Mammalia, Rodentia, Muridae. Gene Ontology annotation, molecular function: RNA polymerase II cis-regulatory region sequence-specific DNA binding; DNA-binding transcription activator activity, RNA polymerase II-specific. The record is from RefSeq and is a predicted model, not a curated record. Gene Ontology annotation, biological process: gliogenesis; regulation of transcription by RNA polymerase II. The coding region runs from base 60 to 1568 and encodes 502 amino acids.
CGCUGGAGCUUCGGGUGUAGGAGAGGACCCUGCUUAGAGAGAACUAGAGGUCCCUCCAGAUGCCAGCAGACAGCCCGCAGGACACAGACACCGUGCUUUCCUAUGGGAUGAAACUCACGUGGGACAUCAAUGACCCGCAGAUGCCUCAGGAACCAACCCACUUUGACCACUUCCGGGAGUGGCCUGAUGGCUAUGUACGAUUCAUCUACAGCAGCCAGGAGAAGAAGGCUCAGCGCCAUCUGAGCGGCUGGGCCAUGCGCAACACCAACAACCACAACGGCCACAUCCUCAAGAAGUCCUGCCUAGGCGUGGUGGUGUGCGCACGUGCCUGCGCCCUGAAGGAUGGCUCACACCUGCAGCUGAGGCCAGCCAUCUGUGACAAGGCUCGACUGAAGCAACAAAAGAAAGCUUGCCCCAACUGUCAUUCAGCUUUGGAGCUGGUUCCUUGCCGAGGGCACAGCGGAUACCCUGUCACCAACUUCUGGAGACUUGAUGGCAAUGCAAUAUUUUUUCAGGCCAAAGGAGUUCAUGAUCACCCCAGACCAGAGAGUAAGUCAGAGACAGAAGGCAGAAGAAGUGCCCUCAAGAGACAGAUGGCCUCUUUCUACCAACCCCAGAGAAGGAGGUCAGGGGAGUCUGAGGCAAGAAGUGCUCAGGACAUCAGGGGACACCUCAAUAGCACACCUGUCAUGGAACCCACAGAGCUAUUUGAUAUGACUGCUGAUGCCAGCUGCCCUAUUACAGGGCAGCCCUCUCCUUCUUUCCCAAACUGCGAUGUCCACAGAGUUACCAGUGACCUGCCCACCUUUCAAAGAGAUGUAAUACUGCCCUUUCAGAAAUAUUCAAAUCCAAGCAUUUAUUUCCCUGGGCCACCUUGGGGCUAUGAAUUGGUAAGUCCUGGGGUUGCAGGUUCGAGUCCAUAUCCCACCCUGCAUAAGGAUUCCUCCAUGGUCCCUGAUGACCCAGAUUGGAUUCAUCUAAACUCACUACAAUAUAAUGUCAGUUCAUAUGGCAGCUAUGAGAGAACCUUGGAUUGCACAACUAGAUAUGGCUGGAAACCAACACACGGGAAACCCGGCCUUGAGAAGGCUGACUGUGGUCAAUGCCAGGCUGUGCCCACAUCGCCAUAUUACAACCUAGAGCUGCCCUGCAGGUACCUGCCAGUGCCACCAGCAGGUACCCAGGCCCUGCAGACAGUGAUCACCACCACAGUGGCUUAUCAGGCUUACCAACACCCUGCUCUGAAACACAGUGACAGCGUUCAGGAGGUUAGCAGCCUUGCCAGCCUCACCUACGCUUCUGAAAACCUCCCAAUGCCCGUCUAUCCGCAAGCCUUAGACUCUCAAGAGGGAGUCAUCCAGGCAGCCUCUCCUUCAGGGAGAGCCCCUGUGAAAGUCCAUGGAGACUGCCAGGCUGCCAGACCCACUCUGGCUUUUCCUCAAGAAACAGAUCCCUCCAGGACAGAUGGAGCAGACGCAUGGGAUGUGUGUCUGUUUGGGGUGGGCUCUGGGAUGGAUUACUUGGAUAGAGCAGGGCAGCCCUUUAGCUUUGACAAUGAGGACUUUUAGGAGGGUUUCAGGAUACACAUACCAUGACAAUGAAGUACAUGCAAGAAAACGCAUGCCGAGGGGCAAUUACCAAUUGCUUAGGUGUCUCACUCACACAUGAGACCAGAGUGAGUGUAAAGGCGUGCUGGGAAAUUACAAGUUGGGAUUAAUAGGUGCUGGAAGUUUGCACAGCAUUUUGAAAUCUACCACACCACAUAGGCUAUUAGGAGUGUGAGCAUGAACAAAUAAACAAACUAGAGGGACCUGCAGUGCUGUGGCAUCCUUAGCUUACUGGCUAGGGAUCCUAUUCUCCCUAUUAACCUUUGCCUUUUAGACUUUUAGGGAACCUCACACAGCCAUGAACAGCAUCAAGAAGCUAUUUAAGUAGCAUCAGUGUGGAAACCUGGAGAAAAACGUAUGAAAUGUAGCAAGUGUUUUAUUGCCCAGCAAGCUUUUCCACACGUCAGCUGCAAACUCUGUAAACCAAGAGGAACCCUCUAUAAUUUGGAGUGCUAUGACAUCGGUGAACUGAAGCUUCCUGGAGGGGGCGGGGCAAGCCCUACCUGUGUUAAAGAUUCCACAAUGUUGACUGACUGACUGUGCUGUUGAGAGCUGGAAUGCUGCGGGUCUGAGGCCAGAUCUGUGAGUUUAACCCCUGAGUAGCUGUGUAUCACCUAUUAAGUGAAUCCCUUUGUGAUGUACAAACCCCAAGUUUCCACUUCCCCCAAGGCUAAAAAUGUCAUCAAGUAGCAUCUUAGGCCCAUAAAAAUCCUUUUCUGCCUUACUAUAUAUAACCUGCCUACCUGUUAUUUCCACAAAUGAAUUUUUCAAGUACCUUCAUUUACAAGUUCCUUUGUUACUCAAUGAAACUGCUCCCGCCAUGCUUGAACAUGUUAUUGGGGGCAACCCGAAUCCAUGUGACCUACUUCGUGAUCGCCUAAUGUUUGGCUCCAUAAUAAAUUACCUUUUCUCUCCUUUGAGAUAAGAGCUGUGGUUUUGUGUCAACAUACUUCAGUCAGUAAUCCCAGCACUCUGAAGGCUGAGACAGGAGGAUGAGCCUAUGGCACUUACUGUAGAUGGCUUUUCAAAUAUCAAUUUCUAUCAGACAGUUUCUGUGUUUCAUGAGUCACUGAGGACAGAAGUUCAGGCCUAUAACUUGCUGGUAAGACACAACUCAGUAUUUGAACACUUAGACACAAGCCAACUAGCCUAGCCUUGCUGGUUUCUAUGCUGGCAAAACUGAACUUAAUCUAUUUUAAUAAAAAAGAAUUGAUGCUGUUCUAUGG